Messenger RNA from Acomys russatus (golden spiny mouse), 737 nucleotides. It is a transcript of the gene Ly6d, whose product is annotated as lymphocyte antigen 6 family member D. Gene Ontology annotation, cellular component: cell surface. Bases 151 to 582 code for a protein of 143 amino acids. The record is from RefSeq and is a predicted model, not a curated record. The transcript has 2 exons. Gene Ontology annotation, biological process: lymphocyte differentiation. Lineage: Eukaryota; Metazoa; Chordata; Mammalia; Rodentia; Muridae.
UUAGCAAAGUCCAGGCACAUCCUGAGGUCCUCAAAAAGUGCCCUCUCCACUCCGCACUCUCUCUGCUUCCUCACCUCUUCCCAGGGGUGGCAUAGGAUAGAACACCCUCUCUAGGGCUCCAAGAGACACCCUCUGAAAUAAACACAAGACAUGAGCUUUGUAGGGUCUAGGGCAGGAGUUGGGGUGACAAAUGUCAGAGGACUCUGUCAUGGCAAAGACCUUUUCUUGACUGACUCACUAACCCCUCCUCCUCCAGCCUGGGCACUCCGAUGUCACGUGUGCAGCAGCGCCACCAACUGUGAGGAAAUUCAGACCUGUCCAGCCAGCUCCCGCUAUUGCAAAACUGUCACCACAGUGCAGGCCCUGACCGGAAACCUGGUGAAGAAAGACUGUGCAGACUCGUGCACCUCCAACUACAGCCAGCAGGGCCAGGUCAGCAGUGGUUCCGAGGUCACACAAUGCUGCCAGGGUGACCUGUGUAACAAGCGGCUCUACAGUGCUGCACCUGUGCCUGCCCUGCUCAGCAGCGCCACCCUGGGCCUGGCAGUGAGUCUGGGCCUCCUCGCUCUAACGGUUCUGUAAUACACUGCUUGGAAUUUCCCUUGCCCCUUCCCUUCUGGCUCCCAGGGUCCCCGUGGACCAUCCUUGACCACGAUGGAGGGAGCAGAUGCUGAGGCUGGGGACUGCUCUUAAAGGCUGGGUCUGGGUCCUGGUGGGCCCCAAGAGCCGUUGACAUG